CCUGUGCUGUGUAAUGGAGUCUCAGUUGGUGAGCGGCCAUUGACGGAGUAGGAAGCCCUGUUGUGAGGGGAGUAAAACAGCCCGUGCCGGACACCUCUGAAGUGUGUCCCGCCACGCUCAUAGCCUUCGUCGAUUUUUUUUAUUGAUUUUUGCUUGGUUUUCCGCCGCUCCGGUGAAAGUUUCUUUGUGCGUGAGACGUUCGGAGAUUGGCCCGGGAAAAUGGAGAUGAAGAAGCGCAUCAGCUUGGAGUUGAGGAACAGGAGCCCGGCUGAGGUGGCCGAAUUGGUUUUAGACAAUUGUCGGUCUGUCGAUGGAGAAAUUGAAGGUUUGAAUGACAGCUACAAAGAGCUGGAGUUCCUCAGCAUGGCCAACGUAGAGUUGAAAUCCUUGUCAAAGCUUCCAAAGUUACCUAAACUCCGAAAACUGGAGCUUAGUGACAACAGUAUCUCAGGAGGGCUGGAUGUGUUGACCGAGAGGUGUCCAAACAUAACUUACCUCAACCUGAGUGGUAACAAGAUUAAAGACCUGAGCACAGUGGAGGCACUUGCCAGUUUAAAAAAUCUAAAGAGCUUGGACCUGUUUAACUGUGAGAUUACAAACCUAGAAGAUUACAGAGAAAACAUCUUUCAGCGACUUUCCCAAAUUACAUACCUGGAUGGGUUUGACCAGGAGGAUAACGAAGCUCCAGACUCCGAAGAAGAUGAUGAUGAUGAUGAUUACGAUGAUGAUGAAGAGCCAGGACCUCGGCGUUAUGAGGCAGAGGAAGAUGAGGAAGACGAAGAAAGUGCCUCAGAUUUAGGAGAGGAAGAAGAGGAGGAAGAAGAAGUUGGGCUGUCUUAUUUGAUGAAAGAGGAGAUUCGUGAUGAGGAGGAUGAUGAUGACUAUGUUGAAGAUGGUGCAGAAGGAGAGGAAGAGGAGGAGGAAGAUGUAGAAGAAGAUGAAGCAGCAGCAGCUGAUCAGGGAGAGAAAAGGAAACGGGACCCCGAGGAUGAAGGAGAUGAGGAUGAGGAUUGAAGCCAUUGUUUGUGGAGGCUAGGACCAGUCUCUCUUUCUGAGCCCUUGGGUUAAUGCUAGAAUAAUGCAGAUCUGUAUGUCUCUACAUGUACAAUAGAUAUCCCUACAGAAUUUAACUUGUAACCUUUUUAUAGGAAAAGUGUGAUUUUACAAUUUGUGUGCCCUUUUUAUCAUUCCAAAUAAGACGUAAGAUCCUCUUAGUUUCCUUUCUGACCCCCUUGUAAUACCUUGUGUCCAGAGGGGCUUAACCACAUUUUCGGGUCCUUUUUAUGGGGUGGGGGAGUCAUUAGUGUCCAGACAUGAAAUGUUUCUCUGCUUCUUGGGUCUUCUGGAGCAGAACGAAGAAUGCUUUAUGGCAUUGUCGAUUGGCAUUUGUGCUUUAACUUAUCUGCCUGUCCUUUAAAGAAGCCGUUCAGUUAUCAUUAACUUAGUAUCAUGUAGGCAGUGAUAUUCUAAGAGCCAUUUUUUUUUUCUGCAGUUGCAUUUAAACUGCCUGGUUGCUAGUGUUCUGCUUACCUUAGCAACCUGCUGUGUGCAUGAUACUUAAGUUAAUUUAAAGGUAAACAACCCUGUUUAACCACACAUUGGUUCAUAUUGAGAGUGGUUUGCUUGACAUUGUAAUCCUGCUGAGCUGCUGCUUUGAACUCUUAUUUCUACUUCAUAUUGUGCUAGGGCCCGACCACUUGGCAUUUCCCCCGGUGAAGAGGAAGACUCGUUACCGUUUUCCCUGUGUUCGGGAAAUCUCCUGGUAACCGCUAAGGUUCAGUUAUGUGUUUAAAGUGAUUAAAUGGGACUUGCUGAAA
Molecule: messenger RNA, 1817 nt
Organism: Xenopus laevis (African clawed frog)
Lineage: Eukaryota; Metazoa; Chordata; Amphibia; Anura; Pipidae
Gene: anp32e.L
Product: acidic nuclear phosphoprotein 32 family member E L homeolog
Exons: 7
Coding region: 220-1014 (264 amino acids)
Biological process (GO): regulation of apoptotic process
Cellular component (GO): nucleus; cytoplasm
Molecular function (GO): phosphatase inhibitor activity; histone binding
Source: RefSeq, a predicted model, not a curated record